CGACUCGCAGCCUUCACUUAUCCAAAUACGAGCACUUGGUUGAUCUGACCCGAGCCGAAGGCUACUAGCCAUGGCCUCUGCUGCAGGAGUUGGAGACAAGUACCGGUCGUUCCUGCACGGCGACGGCGAGAAGAAGACGGUGUGGAGGAAUGGAGCCCCUCCCAACUACGACCUGGUUAACAAGCUCUUCGAGGAAGAGAGGACCAACGAAUGGCCCGAGGGAUCUCUGGAGGAGAAGGUGCAGCGCUUGCUCAAGAGCUGGGAGAUGGAGAUGGUCCACAAGGCGCGCCCCGAGGACCAGAAGAGCGUCGUCCGCUCCGACAACUACUCCGCGAGCACCAACGGGCUGAAGCCUCUGACGCGGAAGGAGCUGAUGGCCAUCGGCGGCUACAACGCGUUCCUGGCGACCACCCUGCCGCCGGAGCACCGCAUCUACGACCCGGACAAGGAGUCGGUCGAGUCAGCCACGUCCACCUUCCUCACGGCGUUUCCCCGGGGCUUCGCCAUCGAGGUGCUCGACGUGUACAGCGGCCCGCCCAGGAUCGCCUUCAAGUUCCGGCACUGGGGUUACAUGGAGGGGCCGUUCAAGGGGCACCCCCCACACGGCCAGCGCGUCGAAUUCUUUGGCGUCUGCAUCUUUCAUGUUGAUGAGGAGAUGAAGGUGGCCAAGGUAGAGUACUUCUACGAGCGUGGCAACUUCCUCGCGGGCUUCUUGAGUGCGUCUGCUUCUGCUACUACUGCACCGGCUUCAGGUUGCCCUGUGAUGAGAGGAAACUAAGACGCGACAGAAUUCGUGAAACAUGUCUAGUAGUAUUUCUGUAUUGCCCUUGAAUGAUUACCUACAAAAUGUCAGAUUUGUGAGGAAUAUUUAAGUAAAGGAAAAAGUUAUAUAUUUUCUUUAUGGAAAAGGCACAAGCCCAAAUAUAUUACGUAAAUAUCAUCCCUU
Molecule: messenger RNA, 946 nt
Organism: Triticum aestivum (bread wheat)
Lineage: Eukaryota; Viridiplantae; Streptophyta; Magnoliopsida; Poales; Poaceae
Product: pathogen-related protein
Exons: 4
Coding region: 71-778 (235 amino acids)
Source: RefSeq, a predicted model, not a curated record